This is a messenger RNA of Oncorhynchus mykiss (rainbow trout), 6703 nucleotides long. RefSeq names its product glycine receptor subunit alphaZ1. The record is from RefSeq and is a predicted model, not a curated record. Lineage: Eukaryota; Metazoa; Chordata; Actinopteri; Salmoniformes; Salmonidae. Gene Ontology annotation, cellular component: postsynaptic membrane; plasma membrane. Gene Ontology annotation, molecular function: extracellularly glycine-gated chloride channel activity; transmembrane signaling receptor activity; glycine binding. Gene Ontology annotation, biological process: chloride transport; monoatomic ion transmembrane transport.
UUUUUUGAGUUUAGUAAAUGACUGCAGCAAGAAAUACAGUGUUGGUCUGACGUGAGAGCGCUGGGUUAUGGGAGGCAAUGGAAGAAGAGGCUAGUCACAUCCCGAUUUCACUCAUUUUGACAUUGUUGCGAGGAAUUUAAAUGCAAGAAGACGAAAACGAGUUGUGAGUCCCGAACUUGACCGGACAAUGGAAGUAGCUCUCUGCAGCAGUUCCAACUCACCCCUGGGAGUCAACUACCGAGACACAGAGAGUACCUGCAGAAAAACAUCAGUCAGCACCUCAGGGGUAACUACAACUACGUGUGGCUUGAAAGCAACACCUCUGUUUUUGGGAUGCAUAUAAGAGAAAGCGUAAAGAAAAAAAACACUGACUACGUAUGUAUAUAUUUCGUGUAACAACUGUGGAAUUCCGCCACUGUUCUAUGCGUAAGGGAUAUACAACCACGUAGUUAAACCUCUCCUGAGAUUGAGACAUUCAUUGAGACGCAGAGCACAUACAUUCUCACAUUUAUCACUGAAGGAGGCAAUGUUCAAAUUCACAAAUUUCCCUUGUAACACAACCCUAAUUGCUGUUUAGGAUCGCAAAGAAUAAACGUCGGAAAUAUCUGUGGUAUCGUAGCUUAACGUGCUGUACCCUCAAAGCAACAAUAACCUAGGCUGAGUGAAAUCCCACAAACCGGGUCUGCUGCUGUCCGUGGUCCUGAAAAAAAUACUCAUUAUUUAGGUUAUCCGAAUCAGUAACGGCGGUCUAAGGAAGACGGUUUCAUGGCCUGGGCGGUUAUGAAAAUCUUGUGGUUUUCUUGUGACUCUGGAAUCUGAAAAAAAAAGCAACAGAAGAAUUGCCUACCUUGGAGGUCCGAAAUCAUUCAAGGAAUUGGAAUUCUACUCCUAUUGGUGCUCCUGGAGCUGUAGGUAGCCCGAAUGAGACCGGCAAAAAUGUAUCGAAUAAACGCUCUCGGGAUCUAUUUGUGGGAAACAAUAGUAUUUUUCAGCUUGGCAGCCUCUAAAGAAGCCGCGGCUCGAAAAGCCGCCUCCCCAAUGCCUCCCUCUGAGUUCCUGGACAAACUCAUGGGCAAAGUUUCGGGUUACGAUGCAAGAAUCAGACCUAAUUUCAAAGUUGCAGGGGUCCCCUCGAGUGGAAGAGACCCACAAGGCCCCAAAACAGAAGCUUCUCACAAGAAAGGUCCCCCUGUAAACGUAACGUGCAACAUUUUUAUUAACAGCUUUGGGUCCAUCGCUGAAACAACAAUGGACUACAGAGUGAAUAUCUUCCUGAGGCAGCAAUGGAACGACCCCAGGCUGGCCUAUAGUGAAUACCCCGACGACUCUCUCGACCUGGACCCGUCUAUGUUGGACUCUAUCUGGAAACCUGAUUUGUUCUUCGCCAACGAAAAAGGCGCAAAUUUCCAUGAGGUUACGACUGACAACAAACUACUAAGGAUUUCAAAAAAUGGGAACGUAUUGUAUAGUAUUCGAAUAACACUGGUCCUGGCCUGUCCCAUGGACUUGAAGAACUUCCCAAUGGACGUACAGACCUGUAUCAUGCAGCUGGAGAGUUUCGGCUAUACGAUGAAUGAUCUCAUAUUUGAGUGGGAUGAGAAGGGAGCCGUGCAGGUCGCAGACGGGCUGACGUUACCUCAGUUUAUACUGAAAGAGGAGAAAGACCUGCGAUACUGUACCAAGCACUACAACACAGGAAAGUUCACUUGUAUCGAGGCUCGUUUCCAUCUGGAGAGGCAGAUGGGCUAUUACCUGAUUCAGAUGUACAUCCCCAGCCUUCUGAUUGUCAUUUUGUCCUGGGUGUCCUUCUGGAUCAACAUGGACGCUGCACCUGCCAGAGUGGGACUGGGCAUUACCACCGUGCUCACUAUGACCACCCAGAGCUCCGGCUCCCGAGCCUCCCUCCCCAAGGUGUCGUAUGUGAAAGCCAUUGACAUCUGGAUGGCCGUGUGCCUCCUGUUUGUCUUCUCGGCCCUGCUUGAGUACGCUGCUGUGAACUUCAUCGCUCGGCAACACAAGGAACUGCUGCGCUUCAGGAGAAGGAGGCGACACAUGAAGGAGGAUGAGGGCGGUGAGGGCCGGUUCAGCUUCACCGCCUAUGGCAUGGGCCCUGCCUGCCUGCAGGCCAAAGACGGCAUGGCCAUCAAAGGGAACAACAACAACGCCCCGACCGCCACUGCCGGCCCUCAGGAGAAAACGGUGGAAGAGAUGCGCAAGCUCUUCAUCGGCCGCGCGAAGAGGAUCGACACGGUCUCUCGCGUGGCUUUCCCGCUAGUCUUCCUCAUUUUUAAUAUUUUCUACUGGCUCGUAUACAAGAUCAUCCGAAGCACGGAUGUACACCAGAUGACGUAAGCAAGGGAAGAGAGAGAGUUCAAUACCACACCAUCCUGCUCCCAAACCCCAAUACUCCUCGCUCUUCACUUGCUCACUUGCUUUUGGUGGCUAUCGCCUUGGCAAAGGUUAUUUAUCAAUAUUUGUUAUUUUCUUUUCUUUCCCUCUUUUCUCCCUAAUAAUCCGGACCAGUGCAAUAGCAAUGCAGUAAAAUGCAUGAUAUAUGAAUGUGGCAAAAUAUUUACAAAACGAUAAAUCAGUAAAUAUUACGACUUUUACCGAUACAUUCAAGAGCUUUGGAAUUUAUGAUAACUGAGAAUAAAAAAUAAAAAAAGAAAGAGCGAGAGAUUCUCUUCUAAGAAGUGUUCGUUUUAUUUCGCAACUCGAAGAAGACAAAUACUGCAUUAUAAAGAAGGAGAAUUUGGUGAAACAUACAGCACUGUAAUAUAGUAUAUAUCUAUCAUACAUUUAAAAACGAUUAUUUCUCUAAUAUAGUAUAUAUCUAUCAUACAUUUAAAAAAAUGGUUAUUUCUUCGAAAGGCAGGCGUCUGGAUGGAACACGAGGGAUGGAUUUUUAAAAGGAUUCUAAGAUGAUUCUAAGAUGAUUCUAAGAUGAUUCUAAGAGGAUUCUAAGAUGAUUCUAAGAUGAUUCUAAGAUGAUUCUAAGAUGAUUCUAAGAUGAUUCUAAGAUGAUUUAGUGAUUCCAUGAAUGAAGUGAUGCAAUAUGCAAUAUGUCCUAUAUAUCUCAAUUAGCUUCAAUGUGUGUUGCAAGCACUUGUCAACGCUCCCUGAGCCCUCAACAGAAACUGAGAUGUGGUUGAUGCUGCUAUCAACUAUAUGAAGGAAACUUGAUGAGUCAAAAUAAUAUUCUAUUGUUUCUAACCGCUGUGGUCAACGUGUUCCUCUGUCUGCCUUUAACUUUAUUUCAUAAUUGCAAAUCGUUUUUUAAUUAACGCGCUCAGUAUACAUCACGUUGCUGUAAUCAGCUCAAGCUCUUCUUGGGAACUCUAAAGUCUAAUUCUAAAGGGACAUUUGCCAUCAUUCACAUAUCGUCAUUGUUGCAUUUCUUGAUUUCUGUAUUCAUGUGCUAUUUUAAGGAUUUGGUACUUCAAUCAAAAUAUGAUUAAUUAAGAGUAUAUCUAGAGUGGAAAAGCGUUACAAAAAUCCUGAUUCUUCCUACUCAUUUCAUUGAAGCUAUACUGUUAACAUUUGUUUAGUUCUUUUCGUAGCUCAUUGUUUAUUGCCCAGGUACAGUAAGAUACCCGGCAGGUCGAUGGAGGAAAAAUGCAGUGAGUUAAGAUUUAACAAGAAAACACCUACUGUACCUUAACAAUUAUUACCAUUGAUACAUAUUAAUACAUACAUUAAUAAUGUAGCUUAAAAAAUAAAAAAGUGAUAUUAUAAUCAUUUACAAAAUAUGCCUAAAGAUAUUCACUCAAAAUCAUGGGAAAAAGUUUGCUACUUUAACAGCAAUGAUUAACACAUUCUUCUCAUUGGUGUACCAUACAGUACAUUUAACAGUUCACACAACUACAGGAUUCUGUGUAGCUGAUUCAUUUAUUCAAGAGGCUUGAUUUAAGAUACUGAAAUCCAUGACUUCUCACCAAGCUUUUCUAUGCAAUAAUUAAUAUAUGCAAUUAUUUUUUUUAUUAGCUUUACCAUUUACAAAACAUUAUCAUAAAUCGGUUUGAACUUGUGUGACAUCAAGGCUUUUAAUCUCAGAUAUUACAAAUCACAGUGCUCAUAUUUCCAAUGGUGGACAUAUACAUACACACAUACAUACAUACAUACAUACAAACAUACAUACAUACAUACAUACACACACAAGGCCUUCAUAUCUACAUCCCCAAGCAUAAUGUAAACUAUUCACCCUCCUCCUAGGCCCAUGAUUCUAAACACAUUCACAUUCAACUACAAGCAGGCCAAGCUACAGUGGCUUUUCAUAUUGCAUAUUUAAGACUCUCUGCUCUCUGUAGCCCCACCUCUGGGACAUUGUUUAUCUAACCUAAAGUGCUGUCACCAAGCCCCAGAAAUAAAGACUACACUACUGCUACCGCAGGAAGUAUGGCCUGCGACACAUUGUCAUGGAUGGGAGACUCGGACACAGUGGAAAUAAACACUUGUCGAGUUAGUUUUUUUUACAUUUAACUUCAUUGCCAAAUGUUAUUUUCCUCUACUUGGUUUUUAUUCCAAACCAGAUAAGUGUUUUGUUAACCUAUGAUCAUUGCCUUCCUGGUUCGGUUUUGAAUAUGACGUCAUAAGGGGAAAGAUGCCAGAACGAACACCUUUGCACACAAUAUUAUACACUGGUUCAGGAUAUUGUUUAGGUUUUGUUGUCGUAACUUAGAUUGAUUCAGUUCUUUCCAUUGACUUUCCAGUGUGUGGAUAAAGUGCUUCCAUUUCUUUUUGUGGUAAUAUGAUGCUAUUCAAUUAACAAUAUUAUAUAUAUUUUGAUAUGAAACUUUCUCUGCUUCUUCAUCCCUGUUUUCUUCUUCUUCGUGAAAAGUGUAAUCCAUUACUUUUUUUAACAUGUCAUAGAUUUUCGAAUGUGUUAAUGAUAGUUUGAGGUGGUUUGAUGUUUAAGGCUUGAUGGACUUGCACAAGAGAUUAGAACCAUAUUUAAAAUUUCGGGGGGUCAACUAUUUCUUAAAAUUUAUAUUAUCUUCCGCUAAUUCAUACCUUCGAGUUGAGGCAGUAUUUGUCAAAAACGUAUUGAUGUGUGUUUUCACGGACACGGUCGAUGGGGUAAAAUUGAUUUGAAGGGCUAUCUUUUUUUCUAUUAGUUUUAUUUUAUCCCAGCAAAUUAACUUUCAACAUGUAUAACAUUAUGCUUUACCCAAAACUAUGCAUUUAAAAAAGUUAAUUGCUUAAAGGGGGUUAAAACGUAUUGGUAAAAUAUCAGCACAGUAAUCAUACGUUUUGAAAGUGACAAAAGAUUUGAUAGUUAUUCGUUUGGCCACAAUAUUUCAGCACAGAUUUUGACCAUGAAUCUUUCCUCAGUUUUUGACUUCCUCAGACAAAACUAUCCAUUAAAUAAAAUGCUACCCAGUGUUGAAUAUGCAACGAACUAGCAACUAAUCAUAUCAUGUACCUCCACUCAACCACCAUGAUAUUCACUCAUACAUUCAAUAGUUAUGGAUUGAACUCUAUGCCCCGACCAUGAGAAGGAUCACUGCACUUGGGACAAUGCUAUAUGGAUUUACUGUAACCAAUUGCUUAUUAAGGUGCAUUAUUACUAGCGCCCUGUCCAGGGCGUAUACUUGUACAUCAAGCUGCCUCAUGCUACAGAAACAGGAGAUAGGCUCCAGGGUUGGGGUCAAUUCCAAUUUAAAUUGAAUUUUAAUUCAAUUGAGGAUUGUCCUGGAAUUUGAAUUGAAUACAUGGGACAUGAAUAGGAAGAAGGAAUUGAAUUGGAAUUGAAUUUCUGGAAUUUACCCUGACCCUGAUAGGCUCCUGCCCUACGGGACAAGGGGCAGGGGCUCGGACAAGGCUUACUUUGUUUAUUAUGUUAUUCAAGAUGGAAAUGACACUUACUGCUCUGAAUAGACAACGUCAACAAGGUCUGACGUAUUCUAGAACACUGACACAUUCUACAACAAGAAUUGUAUGUUUAACUUGACUACUCAGCAAUUCAAUGUUCAAAGUAUGGAAGUGGUUAGAAUGUUCACUGAUGGGGGAAACCCUCCAUUGAACAGAUAGGAUUCCUACCCUUCAUAUCAACCUGACCUAUCAUAAUGUCAAAUAUUAUUGACAAUGAAGGAAGUUCAUAUAAUAUUUGGCAUAUAGGACAGAGCAAUAUGAACAUUUUAAAAGUAUGAAAUUCAACUAGCAUGUUAUGAUUUGUUAGUAAUUGCAACAGUUGUUUGAUUCUGUUUAUUGUAUUUUUAUAUAUCAGAUGCCCUGGUUGUGGUGAUGCACUCACCACCCAGUGAUAGAGAUGGACACAAAUAACCAGUCAUGAACUGAACUGUACACAAAAAUUGAAACUUUUUUUAUUUAGGUAUUUUUAUUCUUUUUUAGCACAAGUUGGAAUGGCCUUAAUUUUGUUUUACUUGCUUAAAUAUUGUGUAUUGGCACAAAGUGCACAUCUUGAUUUGCUAAUUACAGUUAUGAUAAUAAUCCAAGAGUGCACUUCAGAAGAAGGAAAAAAGUUCAGCAAAUCCUUUUUAUUUUUCAUUAAAAUGUGAAAACACUGAAUAUUUUGCAUGAAUAUAAUUACAAUGGCAGAUAUUUUUGGCUUGUACAAAAAUGUGAGCAAUUUGAAGAAAAAAGGAAUGUACAAUUUCUGCUGUAAAUGUAUAUAACUAAAUAUUUAUUGAAAUAUGUCAUUAUAAGUAAUUCUAAUUACAAUUAAAGGUUUUCUGAACAAAAA